UGGCUGCGGACAGCUGCAUAGUGCUGUGCAUUAACCUGUUGUACCACCAGGGAGGGCCAGAAAGAGGUAGAAACUGCAGGGGCCUGGCUUUUUGAGAGCCCCUGGCCUGGAACAGAAGGUGGUUCCACGGGUGAAAGGGCAGGUGCAGAGAAGCCUGGCAGGGGCCGCCGGCUGGUUUCCUGGUCCUGAGCCACCCUUCGGGAGAUCUGUAGUGUGGUAGGUAAGCUCCUGGGUUCUGAACUCAGGCUUGGAUUCCGAUCCAUUCUGAGCCAGUUAAACUCAGCAAAACCCUAGGGGAAGUUAAGUGCAGCUUGACCUCCCCAAGCAGGAGGUGCCCAUUGUAUGUGACUGGGUCUCCCCUUCCCCUGCAGGCACAGGCACCCCUAUGUAUAUGAAAGAUGGUAGCAUAAGGCUUGGCAGAAAGUAGGUGCUCAAUAAAGAAUAGCCAUUAUAGCCAUCAUUGUCUAUCACCCCCUUUCCCCAGCAUUCACAUUAUUUAGGAUCCUUGGGCAAUACAGCACGGACAUUAACAAGUGAAUCUAGUAAGAAACAGCAUUCAUUCAUCUAAUUUCCACAGGCACCUGCUAUGUGCCAGGGCUGUGCUGGGUCCAGAGUGUCAUUCAACUUGAAACCUCAGGGAAGAGUAUUCAGAAGCACAGGUCUUCUCUGUUCACUGUGAAAUAUCCGGUGCCUAAAAUAUUACCUGGCACGUGGAAGGCGCUCAAAAAAAUACUAGUUGAAAGAAAUGAAUUAAUUUCUGAGUUGAAGACGGCAGAUGGGCAGGAGUCAGGCAGGAAGCGUGUUCCAGGCGUGGGAACGGCCCUUGCCAGAGCCGGUGCUCACAAAGCAGCCUCAUUUCCCUGUAGGGGUCUCAAAUCCUCGCCAAGUCUUUCUCCAGGCUUCCCCUCCGCGUUAUCGAGCUCCUUCUCUCUCCGCAGGCACGGGCGCCCCCUCUUGGCGGCCCCAGAAGAACCGCUCCCGGGCUGCAUCUGGUGGGGCCGCGCUGGCCAGUCCCGGCCCCGGGUCCUCUGGGCCCUCAGCUGGGUCCGGAGGCAAGGAGCGCUCAGAAAACUUGUCCUUACGGCGCAGCGUGUCAGAGCUCAGCUUGCAGGGUCGGAGGCGGCGGCAGCAGGAGCGCAGGCAGCAGGCACUGAGCAUGGCCCCAGGGGCAGCUGACGCCCAAAUGGGAUCUGUAGACCCCGGAGACUUCGAUCAGUUGACCCAGUGCCUGAUCCAGGCUCCUAACAACCGGCCCUACUUCCUGCUUCUUCAGGGCUACCAAGACGCCCAGGACUUCGUGGUGUAUGUGAUGACGCGCGAGCAGCACGUGUUUGGCCGCGGAGGGAACUCUUCGGCCCGUGGUGGGUCCCCCGCCCCAUACGUGGACACCUUUCUCAAUGCCCCGGACAUCCUACCACGUCACUGCACCGUGCGUGCCGGCCCUGAGCCCCCCGCCAUGGUGCGCCCGUCCCGGGGAGCCCCGGUCACGCACAAUGGGUGCCUCCUGCUGCGGGAGGCCGAGCUGCACCCGGGCGACCUCCUGGGGCUGGGCGAGCACUUCCUGUUCAUGUACAAGGACCCCCGCAAUGGAGGCUCCGGGCCAGUUCGGCCACCGUGGUUGCCCGCGCGCCCUGGGGCCACGCCACCAGGCCCCGGCUGGGCCUUCUCUUGUCGCCUGUGUGGCCGUGGCCUGCAGGAGCGUGGCGAGGCGCUGGCCGCCUACCUGGAUGGCCGCGAGCCUGUGCUGCGCUUCCGGCCGCGCGAAGAAGAGGCGUUGCUGGGCGAGAUCGUGCGCACCGCGGCUUCUGGCGCCGGGGACCUGCCUCCGCUCGGGCCAGCCACGCUGCUAGCGCUGUGUGUGCAGCACUCGGCCCGGGAACUGGAACUGGGCCACCUGCCGCGCCUGCUGGGCAGCCUGGCCCGACUCAUCAAAGAAGUGGUCUGGGAAAAGAUUAAGGAGAUUGGAGACCGUCAGCCAGAGAACCACCCUGAGGGGGUCCCUGAGGUGCCCUUGACCCCUGAGGCUGUGUCUGUGGAGCUUCGGCCACUCAUGCUGUGGAUGGCCAAUACCACAGAGCUGCUCAGUUUUGUGCAAGAGAAGGUGCUAGAGAUGGAAAAGGAGGCCGACCAGGAGGGCCUGUCCUCAGACCUACAGCUCUGCAAUGACUUGGAAUUAUGUGAUGAGGCCAUGGCCCUCCUGGAUGAGGUCAUCAUGUGUACGUUCCAGCAGUCCGUGUACUACCUCACCAAGACUCUGUAUUCAACACUGCCUGCUCUGCUGGACAGUAACCCUUUCACAGCUGGGGCAGAGCUGCCUGGGCCUGGCGCAGAGCUGACGGCCAUGCCUCCAGGACUGCGACCUACGUUGGGCGUGUUCCAGGCAGCCCUCGAGCUGACCAGUCAGUGUGAGCUGCACCCAGACCUCGUGUCUCAGACUUUCGGCUACUUGUUCUUCUUCUCCAAUGCGUCUCUUCUCAACUCUCUGAUGGAACGAGGUCAAGGCCGACCUUUCUAUCAGUGGUCCCGAGCUGUCCAAAUCCGAACCAACCUGGACCUUGUCUUGGACUGGCUGCAGGGGGCUGGGCUGGGUGACAUUGCCACGGAGUUCUUCAGGAAACUCUCUAUGGCUGUGAACCUGCUCUGUGUGCCCCGUACCUCCCUGCUCAAGGCUUCAUGGAGCAGCUUACGAACUGAUCACCCCACACUGACCCCUGCGCAGCUCCACCACCUGCUCAGCCACUACCAGCUGGGUCCUGGUCGUGGGCCGCCACCUGCCUGGGACCCUCCUCCGGCGGAGCGAGAUGCGGUGGACACAGGGGAUAUCUUCGAAAAUUUCUCUUCUCACCCUCCCCUCAUCCUGCCCUUGGGCAGCUCGCGCCUGCGCCUUACGGGCCCGGUGACGGACGACGCCCUGCACCGUGAACUGCGCAGGCUCCGCCGCCUCCUCUGGGAUCUUGAGCAGCAGGAACUUCCGGCCAAUCACCGUCACGGACCUCCCGCGGCCACGCCUCCUUGAUAGCCAAUUACAAACGAGCGCGCGAGCCUUGAAAAUUCGACUUUACUCACUGGAGCGCGCCAGGGCGCAGAGUUUUCCGGGAGUUGUAGUUCUCUCCCCGCGCGGACUGCUGGGAGUUUGAGUUUUCGGGUGGCGGAGGAUGGGAUGGGUAGAGGGGCCUGGGAUUUGAGCGACAGGAGCAAUAAAGGUAUA
Molecule: messenger RNA, 3208 nt
Organism: Condylura cristata (star-nosed mole)
Lineage: Eukaryota; Metazoa; Chordata; Mammalia; Eulipotyphla; Talpidae
Gene: RASIP1
Product: Ras interacting protein 1
Exons: 9
Coding region: 776-3016 (746 amino acids)
Biological process (GO): angiogenesis; regulation of GTPase activity; negative regulation of Rho protein signal transduction
Cellular component (GO): cell-cell junction
Molecular function (GO): GTPase binding
Source: RefSeq, a predicted model, not a curated record